AUGGCGCUUUUCAGAAGGUUCUUUAAUCGGAAGCCGCCGGAUCGGCUUCUAGAGAUUUCUCAACGGGUUUACGUUUUUGACUGCUGCUUCUCCACCGAUGUGUUGGAAGAAGAUGAGUACAAAGUGUACUUGGGUGGCAUUACAGCCCAGCUACAGGACUACUUCCCUGAUGCUUCUUUCAUGGUGUUUAACUUCAGAGAAGGGGAUAAACGGAGCCAAAUUUCAGAUGUGUUGUCCCAGUAUGACAUGACAGUUAUGGAUUACCCUCGGCAAUAUGAGAAUUGUCCACUGCUGCCACUGGAGAUGAUUCAUCACUUUCUUCGAUCAAGUGAAGGUUGGUUGUCAUUGGCGGGACAACAGAAUGUACUGCUGAUGCACUGUGAAAGAGGAGGAUGGCCCGUGCUUGCCUUUAUGCUUGCAGCUCUUUUGCUAUACCGUAAAACUUACACAGGGGAGCAGAAGACUCUUGAUCUGGUUUACAAGCAGGCUCCAAAAGAGCUUCUCCAUCUGUUGGCUUCUAUAAACCCACAACCUUCGCAGCUUAGAUAUCUUCAGUAUAUUUCACGAAGAAAUCCGGGUGCUGAUUGGCUUCCAUCAGAUACACCUCUAUUUUUGGAUUGUCUGAUACUUAGAAACCUUCCACUUUUUGAUGACAGAAAAGGUUGCAGGCCCUUCAUACGAGUUUAUGGUCAAGACCCUUCAACACCGGCUGACAGAAGUUCUAAGCUUCUCUUUUCAAAUUUAAAGACUAAAAACAAUACUCGCCACUAUUCACAGGCAGAGUGUGUGCUGGUGAAAAUGGAUAUCUGUUGUUGUGUUCAAGGGGAUGUGGUAGUCGAGUGUAUCCACCUGUAUGAAGAUCAGGUUCAUGAGGAGAUGAUGUUCAGAGUUAUGUUUCACACAGCAUUUGUAAGGUCAAAUAUAUUGAUGCUCAGCCGUGAAGAUAUUGAUAUUCUUUGGGAUGCCAAGGAACAGUUCUCAAAAGACUUCAGAUCAGAGGUACUUUUUUCGGACGCUGAUGCUGUUCUGCCUAAUCUCACCACAGUUGUGGCAAGUGAUGAUGGAAAUGAGACAGAGACUGCUUCACCUGAGCAAUCUUAUGAGGUGGAAGAAAUCUUCAGCGAUGCUACUAUCGAAAUUGAGCCUGCAAUGUCAGAGUCAAAUGAAGUAGUUAAAUUAAGAAUACGAGCUACUAGUGAAACUGAGCCUACAAUACCAAAGUUGACUGAAGAUUUUGAACCAGUUGAAGCAACAACACAAGCCACCAAUGGACACUGUGAACCAGCUCCUCAGUGGAAGCAUGAUGUGUUUUUAAGUUUUAGGGGUGAAGAUACUCGCAAGGGUUUCCUCUCCCAUUUAUACCAUGAAUUGCAAACCACAAAAAUGAUUAGAACAUUUAAGGAUGAUGAACUACUUAAGAAAGGGAAGGUUAUUUCUCAAAGCCUGGUGACGGCAAUUGAAGAAUCAAGGUUUGCGAUCAUUGUUCUGUCAGAGCACUAUGCUUUUUCUGCAUGGUGUUUAGAUGAACUUACAAAGAUCUUUCAAUGCAUGGAAGGCAAGGAUACAAUCCUGCCAAUUUUUUAUCAUGUGGAUCCCUGUGAUGUACGAUAUCAAAAGAAUAGUUAUGAAGUGGCCUUAACAAAGCAUGAAAGCAAGGCGAGACAUGACAUAGAGAAGGUGAAGCAGUGGAGAGCUGAUUUAACAAAAGUGGGAAAUCUCUCUGGGUGGGAUUCAAAGAACCACAAAUCUGAAAGGGAACUAGUUGAAGACAUUGUGAAAGUUGUGCUCAAAGAAGUACUUCAACAACAAGAGAAGCCAUGGUUGAGGUUAACAAGAUGCUGA
Fragaria vesca subsp. vesca is the source of this 1842-nucleotide messenger RNA. Its product is annotated as formin-like protein 20-like. The transcript has 7 exons. Bases 1 to 1842 code for a protein of 613 amino acids. Gene Ontology annotation, biological process: signal transduction. NCBI's taxonomy places the organism in Eukaryota, Viridiplantae, Streptophyta, Magnoliopsida, Rosales, Rosaceae. The record is from RefSeq and is a predicted model, not a curated record. Gene Ontology annotation, molecular function: ADP binding; protein binding.